UGAAUGUAAAUAUUUGAAUGUAAUAUUUUAAAAUAAAAAUAAUAAAUUCAAAUGUAAUUAAUGAAUACAGUCACAAGUGCAAACAAAAGCUCUAUUAGAACACAGAGUUCUGUGACCUCACGGUUUGUCAGUGUUCUGCCCUGCAGACUGAUCCAGAUGAUUCAGUUCAGACCUGCUUCUCCACACUGAAUGCUACAGAGAGAUUACCUGCACUAAACUACAAACAUUUAUCCCCAACAGGAAAACAACUACUCCAACUGAGUAAAACGAAAGAAAGAAAACCAAACACAAAAUACGUAAAACCAGGUCACCAGAGACCGAUUUCUGAUUCAAGUAACAUGGACAAAGAAGCAGAGAUCAUGGACAAAAUCUCCAGCUCUCCUGUGUUCUCUUUAAACUCAGAGACUGCUGAGAUUACCAACAUCCCUGUAUCAGGAACCAACCAUCAGACUGCUGAGGAUCUUGAUGAUCUGAUGCAUUGUGAUGAUGUUUUAGACAAAGAAGAGCUCACUUGCCCUUGCACCCAUCCCAUCAUCAGCGAGGACAGCAUAUCAACAUGUACCUCUGUUUGGUCUUCCAUGGACAAGGACAGCAUCUCGACAAAUUCCUCUUCUUGGUUUUACAUCAAUGAGAACGGCGGGAUGAAUGACUCUAGUUGGUGUUCCUCCCCUGACCCAGAUGUCUCAGAAAUGAUCACAUCAUUUGAUCAGAAUAUUGAUGAGGAGAUUAAAAACCUAUGUCAAAUGUUCUUGUAUCCAGAGAACAUGGAGACAGAGACAGAUGACUUUGAAGAAAACUGGACCACCGAGGAAGAAUCAACCUCAAGACUUUCAGUCAGGUCAGACGAGAGUGGGAGAUCUUCCUGUGCCAUCAUUGAGGCAAGCAAAAUGCUUGUCUCCCAUAUAAUUAAUGAGGCUGGCAAGAUACUGCAGUCCACUGAAACUGUCGAGACACUUCAGCAGUCCACUGAGGCUAUCAAGACGCAGCAGUGCACUGAGGCCGACAGGAUUCUGCAGUCCACUGAGGACGCCAAGACACUGCAGACCACUGAAGCUGGUCAGUUGCUUCAGCAGUCCACUGAGGACGCCAAGACACUGCAGACCACUGAAGCUGGCAAGUUGCUUCAGCAGUCCACUGAGGACGCCAAGACACUGCAGACCACUGAAGCUGGUCAGUUGCUUCAGCAGUCCACUGAGGACGCCAAGACACUGCAGACCACUGAAGCUGGUCAGUUGCUUCAGCAGUCCACUGAGGACGCCAAGACACUGCAGACCACUGAAGCUGGUCAGUUGCUUCAGCAGUCCACUGAGGAAACCAAGACACUGCAGACCACUGAAGCUGGUCAGUUGCUUCAGCAGUUCACUGAGGACGCCAAGAUACUGAAGAUCACUGAAGCUGGCAAGUUGCUUCAGCAGUCCACUGAGGACGCCAAGACACUGCAGACCACUGAAGCUGGUAAGUUGCUUCAGCAGUCCACUGAGGACGCCAAGAUACUGAAGAUCACUGAAGCUGGUCAGUUGCUUCAGCAGUCCACUGAGGACGCCAAGACACUGCAGACCAUUGAAGCUGGCAAGUUGCUUCAGCAGUCCACUGAGGCUGUAAAGACGCAAUUGUUUCUAAAUUCCUCCACCAUCGCUGUCUAUCUAAGGAGAUUUUUCCAGAGUCUCACUGCAGAGCAAUGGAGGGAAGUAAGCGAAGGCGUCUAUAAUAUAGAUGUGAAGGAGCAGCUGACUGACAUGUGCACAGAUGUGCUGAGGUUCAUCUCAGAGUCAGUUACUAAGCAAGUCUUACAAGCCAUUCAUCAGGAUCAAAGUUCAAAUAACGACACCAUGACCUUGAGGAGUCCCUUGUCUUCAGCACCACUCAUUGACAGCUUAGGUAUCACUGAGUACAACAUGCAGAGAAGUUUGGAAAGUUCCUUCAGCCAGGCUCUCUGUGAUGUCUUUGGGACUGACACCACUGGAAGGAUUUCACCCAAAUUCACAGAGGCGAUAGCAGGAGAGGUCAUUAAUGAGAUCAACUCUGUCCUAUCAGUUGCCAUACAAGUCUCUCUGGAUAGAAGUUGCCACAGUGUCACUGCUGCUGCCUGCGACCAGGUGACAAAUGACAGAGCAGCCAAGAAAACUUUGGAGGGAGCUAUCUCAACCAUGAAAUCCUUCCUCACAGGACAAGGCACAGCAAUGAGGAGGAGGAUUCAGACAGACAAAGUUUCUGAUUUUGACAGUAAAGAGGUGACACCUGCAAGUGGAUGUAAAGGCAAGAGGAAGAAGUCGCAGUGGAAGAGGUGUUUCAGUGGAUGGCAGAGGAAAAAGAUUCAGGCAGUUCCACUUGAUCAGGAAGAGAUGAGCAGUUCUUUUCCUCAUCAGUCUAUCAACUCUGGUGAUGAGGAUGAAGAAAUCUUCCGCCAGAGCUCUGUGGACUCGUCUCGGCCUUUCAUGGAGACAGAGGCAAAGAAGAGCAACAGUUUCUUAGGCUUCUUCCACAAUCUCUUCUCAAAGAAUGAGAAGAAGGCGAAGAAGGAGGAGAAAAAGACAGAGCGGUCUCCUUUUUGGAAGCGGCUGUUGUGCAGAAGUGCAGAUGAUGACUUGACGUGUGGAGAUCGGGACCAGUUUCAGCAACUGGCCUUAUAAUAACUUUUUUUUUUAUUUCUCUUUCACCUCCUCUUCUUUCUCUCCAUCUGUUCGCCUUAACCUCUAAAUGGCUUUAAAUUUAACUGGGUACAUGAGGUCUACACCCUGUUACUCUUAAUCCACCAACACUGCCAUCAGUGAGGCAGGCAAAUUGCUCAUCUCCCAUGUUAAUAAUACUGCAGUACACUAAGGCCACUAAGGCUGUAAAGAUACUGCAGUCAAGGAUGAGGAUGUAAAGGAGGAGAAGAACAUUCCUCUUUCUCAGAAACCCCUCAACCCCCCCACCCCCAACCCUGUACCCCACUUCUCUCCCCUAUAUCUCCCCUAUAUUUAACUGUAAUAAACAUUUAAAAAUAUA
Messenger RNA from Micropterus dolomieu (smallmouth bass), 2988 nucleotides. RefSeq lists its product as uncharacterized. Lineage: Eukaryota; Metazoa; Chordata; Actinopteri; Centrarchiformes; Centrarchidae. The record is from RefSeq and is a predicted model, not a curated record. The transcript is spliced from 4 exons. The coding region runs from base 339 to 2630 and encodes 763 amino acids.